UAGAAGUCAUCACGGGCUCGUGCACGCUACGGGCUCGUGCACGCUUUGAUCACGCAUCACCACCAACUUCAAAACCUCACAACUCAAUCAAAUAUGAAUGGAUUUCUACCAAAUUGAAAUACAAGAGGCUUUUGGUGUUUCACUUUCAUUCUAUAACCACCACGGAGUCGUCGUGCCAUUUGGGGGGGUUGCGCAUUCGCUGAGGCCGGCCAGAGGUCGCCUUCACAACCCCAUCCUCCCCCUCACACUCCUGCUCAGCAGAAGGCUCCUCAAGAAUAGUGAAUACAACCGUCUUAGCCUUCUGCUUCUGCUGCAUCAACUUGCUCUCCUCUUUGAGCUGCUUGUUGAACUCACGUGCAUAACGAGCAUCAUCUGCAGCGCGCUUCUUCUCGCCCUCAGCAUCUAGCUGAUGCUUUUUCUUAGUAGCUUUGCUAGCCUUCGUCAUUUCCUCAAUUCUUUGCUUGUC
Messenger RNA from Mytilinidion resinicola, 466 nucleotides. RefSeq lists its product as uncharacterized. The transcript has a single exon. Lineage: Eukaryota; Fungi; Ascomycota; Dothideomycetes; Mytilinidiales; Mytilinidiaceae. The coding region runs from base 98 to 406 and encodes 102 amino acids. The record is from RefSeq and is a predicted model, not a curated record.